AUGGCUACCGGUAACCCGCCCGUGUCCCCAUUCGAAAUGUCCUUCCUCAAAGAAACCCUCUGUGCCCAACAGCAGCUCCUCCAGAAGCUCUACUCUGAACUCGAUGCCGAGCGCGAAGCCUCGGCCACCGCCGCCAGCGAGGCACUCAACGUGAUUCUACGGCUACAAGGCGAAAAAGCCGCCGUCAAAAUGGAAGCCGAGCAGUACAAACGUCUGGCCGAGGAGAAAAUGUGCCACGCCGAGGAGUCCUUCGCCAUAGUCGAGGACAUCAUCUAUCAGAAGGAGUUAGAGUUAGCCGCGCUCGAUUAUCAGGUACAAUCCUACCGGUACAAGCUCAUCAGCCUCGGCUGCCCGGACCCUGCCUCGUCACCAGUCGACCUCAAAUUCCCCGAGAAUCUCUUGCAGAGGAGCGACAGCCUGUCGGGGAAGAAGAAUUGCCCGAGCCUCGGGAGGCGAAACUCUGCCCCAAUAUUGCCCAAGUUGAAAAAGCCUGCGAGUCCGGAGCCCGAUAUUCCGGCCGUCACCUCGUAUGGAGAGGAGAUUCGGAUGCUGGAUAUCCGUGUGAGGGAGAUCACGGGCCCAAAUUAUCAGGGCCCGAGCCCGAAGAGCGAAAUGCCGAGAAAACAGGAGGCGGGUUCCUACCCGAGCUCCCCGAAUGUGCACGAUGUUUUUGAGGUGCCGCAGGUGGAAAAACCGUACGAGGUGUCGAGCGUGAAGGUGACGGGGAAAAACGAGCCCGAUUGGCUGAAGAAGCUGUUCCUCCAGUCGAGUGGUGAUGAGAAGGGCUUGUGCAAGCCGAGCCAUAUUGCGGCUAUUGACCGGGCCAUUGUUGGGCCUGUGGCUAGUACAAGUGAGUCCCGGUCCGGGUUGAGUAUGGUGAGAGAGGUGGAGAGGGCGGAAGGUCCGGAUUCGAGAGAGGAGGAAUUGAAACUGUUGAAAGAGAUCAAAGAGGAGAUAAAUUUGUUGAGGGAUGAGAUUAGGAGUCUGAAAGAGAAGAAUGUUUCGGAUGAGUCGUCGAGUUAUAAUCUACCCGAGGCAAUGCUUCAUUUCUGGCUUUGA
This is a messenger RNA of Striga hermonthica, 1059 nucleotides long. NCBI's taxonomy places the organism in Eukaryota, Viridiplantae, Streptophyta, Magnoliopsida, Lamiales, Orobanchaceae. The record is from the annotation of a GenBank genome assembly.